This is a messenger RNA of Caenorhabditis sp. 36 PRJEB53466, 1272 nucleotides long. Lineage: Eukaryota; Metazoa; Nematoda; Chromadorea; Rhabditida; Rhabditidae. The record is from the annotation of a GenBank genome assembly.
AUGGUUCGCAAAAUGAACAACCUGGCGAAGCGUCUCGCCGCCAACUCAAAAAGACAACGGCAACCGGAGCCCGAGGUGAGCAAACUGAUUCUGUUUUUUUGCUAAGAUUUGAGUCCAGAGCGAUUCCGAUGGCUCGGAUUUCGAUUUCGACAAUGCGAUCGUUGAGGAGAAGGCGAUGGGAAAGCCGCUGGACGAGAUGGAAGUCGACGAGGAUUCCGACGGAGACGAAGAGAAAGAAGUGAGAUUUAAAGAAAACAAACGAGGUUCUCAACGCAAAAAUGUUUGUUCCGGCGAAAAAAGCGCAUAAAAACCACAGUUUUCUUCCGAUUCUUCUAAGGAAUAUGUUUUCAGCUGCAAGCAGCGUUCGCCGCCGGUCUUCUGAAGGAUGGACUCAACAUCCAAGUGGCCAAGAAGCGGCCGAUCAUCAACAAAUCGGCAGAGAUGAAGGAGAAGUUGGCCGAGAUGACGAAAGAUCUUCCGUGGGUGGAGACGCUUGAAGUGGUCACUCCGCACGUGGAAAUGGACAAGAAGGUGGAGAAUGACGACUUUCAGAGAGAGCUCAACUUGUGAGUUAAUCCAUUUCCAGAAUAAUUCUAAUUAAAAAUGAUUUUUAGCUACAAACAAGCGGAGAAGGCGGUUCAAAUUGCGUAUCCACGUCUUCUGAAUCUGAAUAUCAAGGUGUUGAGACCGACGGAUUACUACGCGGAGAUGGCGAAGACCGACUUGCACAUGCAGAAGGUGCGGAAGCGUCUCGUUGACAUCCAGGAGAUGAAGGAGCGUCAGGAGGCGUUCCGACGCAUCCGAGAGGAGAAGAAGUUCGCGGUGAAGGUGCAGAAGGAGGCGAUCGCCAACAAGAAUUCUGAGAAGAAGAAAUUGGCGGACGCGGUGAAGAAGCACAAGAAGGGAAUGAAGCAGCAACUGGAGGACAUGCUCAACAACGUGAAAAGACACGGUCUCGAUCAGGACGACGACGAGCGACCGUCGGGUGGAAGGGGCGGACGAGGCGGAGCCGGAGCCGGAAGGGGCGGGUCGAUGAGAAACGCCGGAGAGCUCAAGAGGAAACUCAAGUCGGACAAGUUCGGAUACGGUGGAAAGAAGAAGGGAAUGAAGAGAAACAACAAGGAGAGGUAGAGAUUAUACAUUCACGAAGGAACACCAAUCUAUUCUUAUAUUUUCAGUUUCAACGAUCUGUUCGGAGCCCCGCGUGGCGGAUUCGGUGGUCGUGGUCGUGGUGGUGGACGCGGAGGCCGCGGAGGACGCGGAAGACGCUAA